GGCGGCGAUGGCGGAGCGGGGCCGCGGCUGGGCCCGGGCCGUGCGGGGGCUGCUGCUCGAUGUCAGCGGGGUCCUCUACGACAGCGGCGCCGGCGGCGGCGUCCCCAUCGCCGGCUCGGCCGAGGCCGUGCGCAGGAUCAAAGCCUCUGGGCUGAAGCUGCAGCUCUGCACCAACGAGACGCAGGCGACGCGGGAGGAUUUUGCGCGGAAGCUGUGGGCCAUGGGCUUCGAGGUCUCGGCGGCCCAAGUGACGGCGCCGGCGCCGGCCGCCUGCCGCCUCCUGCGGGAGCGCGGCCUGAGGCCGCACCUGCUGGUGCACGAUGAUCUUGUCCCUGAAUUUGCUGAGAUCAAUAAGACAAACCCAAACUGCGUGGUUCUUGGAGAUGCAGCAGAAAACUUCACCUAUGCAAACCUGAACGAGGCUUUCCGACUUCUGAUUGGGAUGGAGAAGCCUGUUUUGAUCUCCCUUGGAAAAGGACGCUACUAUAAAGAAACUGAUGGUCUGAAACUUGAUGUUGGAGCAUAUAUGAAGGCAUUAGAGUAUGCUUGUGAUGUGCAGGCUGAGGUGGUGGGGAAACCAGCAAAAAGUUUUUUUGAGUCAGCCCUGGCAGAACUGGGAGUUCCACCAGAGCAGGCCAUCAUGAUCGGGGAUGACAUCGUGAAUGAUGUCGGGGGAGCGCAGCAGUGCGGGAUGAGAGCGCUGCAGGUGCGGACGGGCAAGUACAGAUUAAACCUUACAGCAUUCCUUGGGCUCUGCCUCCCUGCCAGCUUUUCCUGGGCAUCUGUGGGCUCGCAGGACCAGCACACCUGGCGUGGAAAUCCUCUGAAAACUUCUGCUGCUGCAAAUCCCACUGCCCCCCUGGCUCCUGCAGAGCAUCACUUUGGCCUGGCAGCCUUUCCAAGCCUGCAUCCCACUUGCAGCAUCCAUCUUCAUAUGGGAACAAACCCUAAUUUUGUGUCUCCAGCAGAGCAGCAGGUCCCAGGCCCUGGAGCCACCAUUCCAGUAGAUGGCAUCAAAGACACCUCGUUCCUCUGCUGGAUCCAAGGGCUGUUUUCCCACUCCCCACAGUCCCAUUUCCCAGCAACUCUGGAGCAGAUAUUCCUGUAAGCAAAGCAAGCUCCUUGUGAAAAGUAAGCUGUGCAUUGCUUUUCUUUGGCCUCACUGUUAAGUGGCAUGUCCCAUGUCACACACCAACGUGGUGCCCAGGUCUUCACCCAGCAGUGGGGACUGGGUGCUUUUUGCUUUUUGCUCAUCUUUGGCCAUUCAGCCACAAUCUCACCUGAGAAAUACAUUGAAAAAUUAAUUAUAGGCCUUCAGGUGCAGGUUUUGAUGUCUGAAUUUACUUUAUAUUCAUAUGUGUAAUAUUUGCAUAUGCAGUGCCUUGCAUAGUAAGGAGAUUUAAUCUUCUUUUUUCUUUAUUUAUUUAUAAACUGUGAAGAGACCUCAUAGUUGCUGGAGGUCAUUGAUCUACCAGACAUGAAGAAAUCCCUCUUCUUGAGUCCAACCUGUAGGAUUUCCCACAACCAGCAGGUCUAGCACGCCGCCAGACUUCAGCUGACACAUCACACUGGAAAAUCCAAUCACUGCCACAUCACAUCUUUAAAACUUGAUCACUGACUCACCAUUAUUUCUGAUCUCUUUGGGAGUAUUCCAAAAUCAGGCUCCCUACAUUAGCAGAAGGAGGUCAGGAGCAGUGAGUGAGUGCAGGAAGAGGGAACAUCAGUGUAGUUUUUACUUUUAAACUUAGACCCCUGUGACUUUUAAAUGUAAUGAUUGUGACAUACCCUGCCCUUGGGAAGUGUAUUCCAGCUGCCUCCCAGUGCUUGCAUUAGCCAGUAGACUUAGCAGGAUUUUAUGGAUCUAUUUUCAAUUAAAAGGAAAUAGCUGGGAUUUCUUCCCACUGGGUUCAUCUUCUGCUUUAUUUGUAAGUUCAAAAAGAAAAAAAAAAUUACCCUUCCUUCUUUA
Messenger RNA from Lonchura striata (white-rumped munia), 1966 nucleotides. NCBI's taxonomy places the organism in Eukaryota, Metazoa, Chordata, Aves, Passeriformes, Estrildidae. The record is from RefSeq and is a predicted model, not a curated record.